AUGGAUGAACUUGCCAAGUUAGAACAUUUGUCUCUCGUCUCCAAAGUUUGUACAGAGCUGGACAAUCAUUUGGGUAUUAAUGAUAAAGAUUUAGCUGAAUUUAUUAUUGAUAUAGCGGAUAAGAACACUAACUUUGAUGAUUUUAAAAAAUCAUUAAUAGAAAAUGGAGCAGAGUUUUCAGAUUCUUUUAUGACGAACUUGUUGCGUAUUAUUCAGCAUAUGAAACCAGCAGCUAUACAAAGCGAAAAUAAAGACACUACUAAGCCUUCCAACCCGUUAGCUGAGAAAUUUCCAGGACUAGCUAUUGCUAAUGAAAAACCACAUUUCUCUUCUGAUGAUGAUAGUGAUAGUAAUGAAAAGUCAAACAAAAGAAUUACAACAAAGGACAUAUUUAAAGAUGAAAGUAAGACCCAAGUGGGUAAAGAUGAAAUAGUUGACCAAGCUAUGGCUGAAUUGGAAGCCUUAGCACCCUCUAACAUUAAGAAUAGUGAAAUAAAAAUCUCAUCAUGUAAAGAUUAUAAGGAUGAUAAAAUUGACAUACCUAAAUUAAAAGAUGCACGAAGUAGAAGUAGAGAUAGAAGUAAAGGGCGAAGAAGUAGAAGUAGAGGUCGAAGAAGUAGAAGUAGAGGCAGGAGAAGUAGGAGUAGAGGUCGGAGAAGUAGAAGUAGAGGUCGGAGAAGUAGAAGUAGAGAUAAGACAAGCAGAAGUGGAGAUAUAAAGACACUUAGUAAGGAUAGAGAUAGGAGAAGAAGAUCAAGAAGCCAUCAUCGAGACAGAUCUAGAAGCCAUCAUCGGGACAGGUCAAGAAGCCACCAUCGAGUCAGAUCAAGAAGCCGUCAUCAAGACAGAUCCAGAGAUAGGUAUAGGCGGUCUAGAUCAAGAGGAAAAAGAUCUCAGUCAAAAGAAAAAGAAAGGGAUUUUAAAAGAGACAGAGAUGGCAACCAUGGCAAAAGGUUUAGAAAGAAGAGUCCAGAAGCGGAAAUAAGUGAUGAUCCUGAGCCUGGUAAGAUUUAUAGUGGUCGAGUAGCAAACAUAGUUCCCUUUGGUUGCUUUGUGCAAAUGGAGGGUUUACGGAAGCGAUGGGAAGGUCUGGUGCAUAUAUCACAGUUGAGGGCUGAGGGCAGAGUGACAAAUGUGUCCGAUAUUGUUUCAAGAGGAGACAAAGUCAAGGUUAAAGUAUUAUCAGUAACUGGACAAAAGGUAUCACUAACAAUGAAGGAUGUCUGUCAAGAUACUGGAAAAGAUUUGAAUCCAACGUCACACGCUCACUUGGAGGCGGAGCGAGCUGGCCGUAACCCAGAUAGACCUCCACCUGCAGCAACGGUGCUGGCAGGGCUCCAAGGUGGGCUCGACCCCGAAGAAGACUCCAGCAGGAAACGGGUCACCAGGAUCUCCAGUCCCGAGAGAUGGGAGAUCAAGCAGAUGAUAUCGUCGGGUGUAAUAGACAAGAGUGAGCUACCUGAUUUUGACGAAGAGACAGGUCUUCUCCCAAAAGAUGAAGAUGGAGAAGCUGAUAUUGAAAUUGAGCUUGUUGAGGAUGAACCACCGUUUCUUCAAGGCCAUGGAAGGGCAUUACAUGAUUUGUCUCCUGUGAGAAUAGUGAAGAACCCCGAUGGAUCUUUGGCACAAGCUGCCAUGAUGCAGUCAGCUCUAGCUAAAGAGAGAAGAGAACAAAAGAUGUUGCAAAGGGAGCAAGAAAUGGAGAGUGUACCAACUGGUCUGAACAAGAACUGGAUAGAUCCACUUCCAGAGACAGAUGGUUGGGCUCUCGCAGCAAACAUGAGAGGAACGGGCAUUACCACUCAGGACCUUCCCGAAUGGAAGAAACAUGUGAUCGGAGGGAAGAAAUCUUCAUUUGGAAAGAAGACAAAUCUGUCACUUUUGGAACAGAGGCAGUCGCUACCCAUUUAUAAGCUCAGGGAUGAGUUGAUAAAAGCUAUAUCAGAUAAUCAGAUCCUCAUAGUUAUCGGGGAGACUGGAUCAGGUAAAACGACCCAAAUAACCCAGUACGUGGCUGAGUGUGGGUUAACCGCCCGUGGGCGGGUGGCCUGUACGCAACCCAGACGUGUGGCCGCGAUGUCUGUGGCCAAGAGAGUCGCUGAAGAGUUCGGGUGCCGACUUGGACAGGAAGUGGGUUACACUAUCCGUUUCGAAGAUUGUACGUCGCCGGAAACUGUUAUUAAAUACAUGACGGACGGUAUGUUACUCCGGGAAUGUCUCAUGGAUUUGGAUCUCAAAACCUACUCCGUUAUCAUGUUGGACGAAGCUCACGAGCGCACGAUUCAUACGGACGUCCUUUUCGGUCUUUUGAAACAAGCUGUCCAAAAGAGACCAGAACUGAAACUCAUUGUCACUUCGGCCACGUUGGAUGCUGUCAAGUUUUCCCAAUAUUUCUUCGCUGCUCCUAUCUUCACAAUUCCUGGAAGAACCUUUCCCGUAGAAGUUCUGUAUACGAAAGAACCGGAGACGGAUUACCUGGAUGCCUCUUUAAUCACAGUGAUGCAGAUACAUUUGAGGGAACCACCAGGAGAUAUCCUUCUCUUCUUAACGGGUCAAGAAGAGAUCGACACGGCCUGCGAGAUCCUCUACGAAAGGAUGAAGUCUUUGGGACCGGAUGUCCCCGAAUUGAUAAUUUUGCCAGUUUAUUCUGCCCUACCCUCGGAAAUGCAGACCAGGAUCUUUGAGCCAGCACCACCGGGGUCCAGGAAAGUGGUGAUAGCGACGAACAUAGCAGAAACCUCGCUGACCAUCGAUGGUAUAUAUUAUGUGGUGGACCCAGGGUUUGUGAAGCAGAAGGUGUAUAAUUCGAAGACCGGUAUGGACUCGCUUGUCGUUACUCCGAUUUCACAGGCAGCAGCGAAACAAAGAGCCGGUCGCGCGGGAAGAACAGGUCCAGGGAAAUGUUACCGGCUCUACACUGAGAGGGCUUACAGAGAUGAGAUGCUGCCGACGCCCGUGCCGGAGAUACAGAGGACGAAUCUUGCAACCACUGUGCUACAAUUGAAAACAAUGGGUAUAAACGAUCUCCUACAUUUCGACUUCAUGGAUGCCCCCCCAGUUGAGUCUCUCAUUAUGGCCUUGGAACAAUUGCAUUCGCUGUCUGCACUUGACUCGGAAGGACUUUUGACGAGAUUGGGAAGACGGAUGGCCGAAUUCCCUCUUGAGCCAAAUUUAUCAAAGAUCUUGAUUAUGUCAGUAGCACUGCAAUGCUCCGAUGAAAUUCUUACAAUUGUCUCAAUGUUGAGCGUUCAAAAUGUCUUCUAUCGGCCCAAAGAUAAACAGGCUCUAGCGGACCAGAAAAAAGCUAAAUUUAACCAAGCCGAGGGAGAUCACUUAACCCUGUUAGCGGUGUACAAUAGUUGGAAAAAUAAUAAAUUCUCAAAUGCAUGGUGUUAUGAGAAUUUUGUCCAAAUAAGGACUUUGAAGCGAGCCCAAGAUGUAAGGAAACAGCUCUUGGGAAUUAUGGACAGACACAAGUUAGAUGUGGUAUCGGCUGGAAAGAACACAGUGCGUGUGCAGAAGACAAUCUGUUCUGGCUUCUUCCGGAAUGCCGCUAAAAAGGACCCGCAGGAAGGCUACAGGACCCUGGUGGAUAGUCAGGUGGUCUACAUUCAUCCGUCUAGUGCCCUAUUUAAUAGGCAGCCUGAGUGGGUUAUCUACCAUGAAUUAGUGCAGACAACCAAGGAGUACAUGCGGGAAGUGACCACUAUUGACCCCAAAUGGCUGGUGGAGUUUGCUCCAGCAUUCUUUAAAUUCUCAGACCCUACGAAGCUGUCUAAAUUUAAGAAAAACCAGAGAUUGGAGCCGUUGUACAAUAAGUACGAAGAACCGAACGCUUGGAGAAUAUCUAGGGUGCGGAGGCGAAGAAAUUAA
Messenger RNA from Pieris macdunnoughi, 3873 nucleotides. Lineage: Eukaryota; Metazoa; Arthropoda; Insecta; Lepidoptera; Pieridae. The record is from the annotation of a GenBank genome assembly.